Messenger RNA from Acanthamoeba castellanii str. Neff, 483 nucleotides. RefSeq lists its product as uncharacterized. The record is from RefSeq and is a predicted model, not a curated record. Bases 1 to 483 code for a protein of 160 amino acids. Lineage: Eukaryota; Discosea; Longamoebia; Acanthamoebidae. The transcript is spliced from 2 exons.
AUGAUGCGCGAUCCCGCCCCAGUGCCUGGCUUCCGUCACGUUUACCCCAACUUCAGGCAUCAGAACAAGGCCAAUGGCUUCAGCUGCGCUCAGCUGUCGCCCAUGUCUCUCAGGCCAGUCGACCACGGCCAGCCCGGCCUCCCGCCGGCGCUCAACAUCGAGAACUUCCACCAGGACAGCAAGGUUUUCCCCGAAGAGCUCUACACCGAGGGCAACCCAGGCCAACUCUAUGUCGCCAACCGGUUGCGAUUCUACGCGGACCCGGUGCCCCACCGCCACAAGUACCACGGAACAACGGGCAUCACCAUCAACAUCCCGGCCUACUUUGAGCGCCGCCUCAGCUACGUCGACUCCCGCCAGUUCUACUGCAACUUUUACGAGCGCCUGGCUUCCCAGAAGUCCGACUUCAAGCGUCUGGUCGAACUCAUGGACGAGGUUGGGUCCAUGCACUACUACAACAUCAAAACGACGGGCACUUUGUGA